AUGAGACCAAUCGCCCUCCUCCUUCCGUCUCUUAUUCUUCUACAAUUCACCCUUUGUGCUACCGCUUUGCCAUUCGCACAGUCUCUAUUGUCUAGAAUCGACACUUCGGAUGCUGCGCCUGGCCAGGAUGUCUUCGCACUCACCUCACCAUAUGAACUAGAGUCCCUCACAACGGAAGGGAGGCGACUCAGCAGCCUCUCCACACAAGAGAGCCUCGAUACCCGCCGGCUUCAACAGCUCAGAGAUCUAUAUUUCAGCCGCAUUUCCCUCAAGGAGGUGCGCAAAAUAAUUCUUUGGCUUCAAGAAAUUUGGCUCUCGACUGACGGUCUGAUUCAAUGCCUGCAGGAGUUGGCUCAUAUCGGAACUCCCAAUACCAAUCUAUUAUCAUCGCUAUCGACACAAUCUUCGACGCUUCCCGAGAAACCACUACCGUCCACCUUUCUUAUGCAACUGGAGGACAAAAUCGAGCCCGCCCUAUUGACAUCUGGCCUCAAAAUUAGAAAUCACGACGCUGAAACGCUGAGCCAAGAUUUCCUAACAUUUCCAAAAGCAGACAUUCAAUCACAGCUGGAACCAGCAUUCAUUUCAAAUAACCUACAAAGCACCGUCCCACGCGCAGCAUCAUCUGUAACUACCACUAACUAUAAAACACUGGCACCCUCAUUGAUAUCAGGAACAACAGCUGCUGCUGUCACUGACGUUUCCAUUUCAUGGACCAUAGAUGGUAUUGACGCCCUCAUUCGCUCUACAUUCGGCCGUCCCAUAUGGACCACAUUUCUCGUCAUCACGACGCUAGCAAUUCUUUUCCUUAUUUCAGUUCUAAUUGUAGAGGUGACGGGUUUCCUCUGGACCUUUGCCAGAUCGGGAUUAUCGUGGCUGCGGUCAAAUUGCUCGUGGUGGAGGUGGCAGCGGGCUAUUCGUCUCUCUGGGGCGGAGAGACGACUUAUUGCAGUCCCUGCAACAGACAGUGAUGAAAAGAGAGUGGAAAAUAGUUAUGCUGAGUUUCGCGAAGUAGAGCUGUGCUAA
Molecule: messenger RNA, 1026 nt
Organism: Paracoccidioides lutzii Pb01
Exons: 1
Coding region: 1-1026 (341 amino acids)
Source: RefSeq, a predicted model, not a curated record